CGAAAGAGAGGAGAGGCCGGUCCCUGGCCGGGAGCGCAGCAUGCGCGGCCGCUGCUGAUGGGCGGUGGGCACCAAGGGCUGUCCGGAGCGGCACCGCGGAGCCAUGGCCCUGCAGCCGCCGCCCCCCGCCUUCAGGGCGGCCUCGGCCUCGGCGCUGUACAUCCACAGCAUGCCCGCCUGGGUGCUGGAGGACUUCUGCCAGAAGAUGGACUGCUUGAGCGACUACGACUGGAUGCGAUUCGCCUCCUACGUGAUCACUGAUCAAACAGAGCUACGGAAAAUCAAGUGCAUGGAGAAGACAGGGAUCAGCAUCACGAGGGAGCUCAUGUGGUGGUGGGGAGUGAGGCUGGCGACAGUGCAGCAGCUCCUGGACCUGCUGCAAGGGCUGCAGCUUUACCGAGCGGCCCAGGUCAUCCUGGACUGGACAUCGGCCUCUAACAUCACCAGCCUUGAGAGAGAAGAGCCAGAGCCACCCAAACAGAUCAUAUCUAUGCUUCCCACAGAAGACAAAAGGAGAGAGAAAGAAAAUGCCAUGAGUUUGUUGCCAUCUCCAGACUCCUCACACCUGGCAGCAGUCCCAGCAGGCAUUUCAGGUGCUGUUUCUGAAGGAGCCUUGUAUUCCCUCCCUGCUCCACCACCUCCCCCAAGAGACCUUCUGAAUUCCCUACAGUCCAAUCCUCCUGUUUUAUCAAGUGUGAAGCCUUGCAGCUCUUCUACUCCUCGGCAGGAGACGAUGGCUGAUCUCCCCAGUGGGAGUCUCCUGUGGACCCAGAGCGAAAUUGCUAAUGCCACAAACAGUUUCAGUGACAAGAACAGAAUCUGUGAAGGUACUUUUGCAGACGUCUACAAAGGUCAGAGGAACAACAUGGUGUUUGUCAUCAAACGACUCAAAGAGCUGGAAUGCACAAGCCCAAAUUCCACCCAGAGGUUCUUUCAUACAGAAGUGCAGAUUUGCUUUCGGUGUUGUCACAUAAACAUUCUGCAGCUGCUGGGGUUCUCUGUGGAAACUGGAUUGCACUGUCUCAUCUAUCCAUACUUGCCCAAUGGCUCCCUGCAAAACAAGCUUCAGUGCCACGAUGAUUCUGCUCCACUGACCUGGGAGAUGCGAAUUAGCAUUUCUAUAGGAGUUGUCAGAGCAGUGGAGUAUUUGCAUAAUUUUGGAAUUCUUCAUGGGAAUAUCAAGAGCUCAAAUGUCUUGCUGGAUGAAAACUUUACACCAAAGCUUGGGCAUUCUGGCCUGCGUUUGCAUUCUUCUGAUAAAAAAUCAGAAUAUGCCAUGAUGAAAACCAAAGUCCUACAAGCUUCUCUUACUUACCUGCCAGAAGAUUUUGUCAGACAUGGGCAGUUAACAGAAAAAGUGGAUAUAUUCAGCUGUGGUGUGGUCUUAGCAGAGAUACUGACAGGCAUUAAGGCACUGGAUGAAGACAGACACCCAAUUUACCUGAAAGAUAUGAUUGCUGAUGAAAUUCAAACAGCAAAAGAAAGCUCACACUCCAAAGUAAAAAAUUUGGAAAAACUGGCUGCCAAGGAAAUCUGCUGCAAAUACCUAGACAGAAAAGCAGGGCACUUGCUGGAAGAGGUGGCUGUUGAUUUUGCAUCAGCCAUCUGCCUUUGCCUGAAAAAGAAGAAUUUGAACAUAGCAGAGGUACUUGAAAUUAUGGAAAUGGCUGAAAACAAAUUAAAAGAGCAUUACAUCUGUGGAAGCAGCCCUUCUGGAUUCUCCAUGAACACUCCAGAAGAAACUGAUGAUGAGACAGCCAGUCUGAGCGUGGAUGUGCCCUCUGCAGUGGGCAAUAAAGAGGAGAGCACGCCGGCAGCAGUCCUGAGCAGUGGCAGCCCCUGCGUGCCUUUCGUGGCAGCUCCCGACACGUGUGCUGCCAUCUACAUGUCACGGAUCCCUUGUGAGUCAGAUGAGUCCAGCAGUUUCACGUGGAACCUUCCAGAAAAACCCACGGAGGAGUUAGCUAGCCACAGCUGUAUCAAUUCAGAGAAGGUGCCAGCCUGUGAUGACGGGAUCAAGCAGGGAAAGCCUGCCCAAGGACUGCAGGAGAGAAGCCUGGCCUGUGCCAGAGGCGAGAGCAUCGUGGAGUCAGCAGCUGCUGCUGCACAGGCCACCUGUCCACAGGAAAACACAGACCUGGACUCCUCGUGUGCUCCACAAGCCAUAGCCAGAGAGACAUCUUGGAAAAUACAGAUAAAUGAUCAAAAAAAGAAGCUCAUGGAAAAUAUUUUGCUGUAUGAAGAAGACAAGUUAAACAGUUCUGAACUUUUUGAAUCAUAAAUUGGAUGGAUUUAUUAGCAGUGGCCAGCUCAGAAGAAAAACUAAGUACUGUCUCCUCAUUAGAAAGAUUGUACCUUUCACAUAAGAUUAGGUAGCAGAUUUGGAUCAGGAACAUUAGCCCUGACUGAAGGAAACGAGAAGUACCACAUGGAGAAGCAGUAGAAAAUACCUGUUGUGUAGCAGAUUAAAGCACAGUCCCACUCUGUACACAGAAAUGCCUUCUGCCUUUUCAUC
Molecule: messenger RNA, 2515 nt
Organism: Sturnus vulgaris (Common starling)
Lineage: Eukaryota; Metazoa; Chordata; Aves; Passeriformes; Sturnidae
Gene: IRAK2
Product: interleukin 1 receptor associated kinase 2
Biological process (GO): signal transduction; protein phosphorylation
Cellular component (GO): plasma membrane
Molecular function (GO): ATP binding; protein kinase activity; protein binding
Source: RefSeq, a predicted model, not a curated record